Messenger RNA from Dromiciops gliroides (monito del monte), 1522 nucleotides. RefSeq names its product potassium two pore domain channel subfamily K member 4 (gene KCNK4). The record is from RefSeq and is a predicted model, not a curated record. Gene Ontology annotation, molecular function: potassium ion leak channel activity. The coding region runs from base 249 to 1271 and encodes 340 amino acids. Lineage: Eukaryota; Metazoa; Chordata; Mammalia; Microbiotheria; Microbiotheriidae. The transcript has 6 exons. Gene Ontology annotation, biological process: potassium ion transmembrane transport; stabilization of membrane potential. Gene Ontology annotation, cellular component: membrane.
GUGUCAGGCUGAAACCCCACUGAGACCUCAACAGGUCUUUGCUUGGAGAAGAGGCUUGGAAAAUGGGGCUGCUACCAAGGGGGUUUCUUCUGUUGGACUUCAGAAUCAGUUAUUCAAAAGCUAAGAUUAAACUGUAAUAGGUGAUUUAAAAAAAAUCUAUGCCCAGCUCCUUCCCCCCCUUGGAGCUUAAGGAAUAUUAGGCAAGAGGCACCCACAGGGGGCUGAGAAAACCCAGUACGUUCUGGAGGAUGGAGCAGCUUUGUCAGAAAAAGCAGGUGGCCAAUGACCUGGCCAUGGGUGCAGAACCUGGGGACUACUUCACCAAUAUCACUCGAUCAGCCUGGAACCUGGGCAGUGCCUUCUUCUUUGCUGGCACCAUUGUCACCACCAUCGGCUAUGGAAACAUGGUGCUGCUCACAGACGAGGCUCGAAUUUUCUGCAUUUUCUAUGCACUGGUGGGGAUCCCUCUGUUCGGGAUGCUGUUGGCUGGUGUUGGCGACAAGCUGGGCUCUGCCCUGCGCCGGGGCAUUGGCCACGUGGAAGCCAUUUUUUUGAAGUGGCGGGUGCAGCCGGCUCUGGUGCGAUCGCUCUCGGCGCUGCUCUUCCUCGUGGUUGGCUGUCUUCUCUUCGUUUUGGCUCCCAUGUUCGUGUUCCGCUACAUGGAGGACUGGAGUACACUGGAGGCCCUCUACUUCAUCAUCGUGACGCUCACCACCGUGGGCUUCGGGGACUUCGUGGCCGGCGCGAACCCUGAGCAGGAGUUCCCGGCCUACCAGCCCAUCGUCUGGUUCUGGAUUCUGAUGGGCCUCGCUUACUUCGCCUCCAUCCUCACCAUGAUCGGGAACUGGCUCCGGGUCGUGUCGCGCCGCACUCGGGCUGAGAUGGGCGGCCUUACAGCUCAGGCAGCCAGCUGGACCGGCACGGUGACAGCGCGGAUGACGCACCGCCCUGGGUCGGAUGCACGGGGGACGGAGCCGCCGCUGCCGGACAAGCCAAGCUCCGAACCAGCCCAGGCGCCCCAUGCCAAGCUUGGACCGAGGCUGCAGAGCCCGGAAAAGGAGAAAGCACCUUCCACACCGCCCACAACCUCUGUUUCAGCGCCCUUGGAUUACCCUGGAGAGAACUUCGCUUUCAUUGACGAGUCAUCGGACACGCAGAGUGAGCGGGGUGGUGUACUCCCCCGCAGCCGCCGAGGAGGCCUCAAACACCCCAGGAAAGCUGCCCGGCCCCGGGACUCCGGUCGCUCCCAAAACAAGAGGGAGAUCGCGUAGUCAGGGGAUGGGAGCCACUGGACAGGACCGCGCUCUCCUGCGCAAGGACCCCUGGCUUCAGGCUUCUCCAGUUUCCCGCGUCCACCUUCCUGCUUUUCAUUCAGCCAAAGAGCUCCUAUUCCUCAUGGGGGCAUCCUGGGAACCGGGGCUUCUGCUUCGUCUCUUCCUCCUUCCCAUGAAGCUCCCUGCCUGUUUCCUCACCCUAGGCUCCCACCUGUGCUUCUUGGCCUGACUGAAUAAAGGAGAGGCCU